AUGAUUGAUGAUAUGGCGUUGGACUUCAUUGCAAACGUUCUUGGCAUCUUCAUUUUUGUACCGGUUAUAGCGUAUCAUUAUGUGAUGGCUAACCCUAAAUAUGAAGGCAACUGAGGAUAUUUAGUAUUUUGAUGCCAUUUGCAGUAGAGAUGCCAUGUUAGUUUCAUAGAC
Mangifera indica (mango) is the source of this 171-nucleotide messenger RNA. RefSeq names its product dolichyl-diphosphooligosaccharide--protein glycosyltransferase subunit 4A-like. The record is from RefSeq and is a predicted model, not a curated record. The transcript has a single exon. The coding region runs from base 1 to 114 and encodes 37 amino acids. NCBI's taxonomy places the organism in Eukaryota, Viridiplantae, Streptophyta, Magnoliopsida, Sapindales, Anacardiaceae.